AACUACUCUUCGCUGAUCUUUUUCAUAAAGCUAUUGAAAGCCUCUAUAUAAAGAUUUAAACUAUAUUUCACGAGUGAGAGGCUGUCUUCCUUUCCGUGAGAAGUGGCGGGGAGCUCUUGGGAUUUUCACCAUUUUAGGGGAUUUUCUCCAUUAAAAAAAAGCAAGGCAUCAGGUUUGCUUAAGGAAGAAAGAUUUGGUUUUUUACUUUGGUUCUUUCACUUCUGCAUCUUAUGGCUUCUUACGUGCUCAAUGGGAAACCCCCAAUGGGAUUGGGUUUUGUUGGUUCUUCGAUUCAUGGCAAAUCCAGUCUAAAAUUAGGGUUUGUUUCCUUUGAUGGAAGGAGAAGGAUAAACAUUUCUUCACCCAGAUGCAGCAUCUCCUCUUCUCGACCCGCUUCCCAACCUAGGUUUAUACAGCACAAAAAAGAGGCGUUUUGGUUCUAUAGGUUUCUGUCCAUUGUCUACGAUCAUGUCAUAAACCCUGGGCAUUGGACUGAAGACAUGAGGGAUGAGGCCCUUGAACCUGCAGAUCUUUAUGAUGCUAGGAUGAAGGUUGUAGACGUAGGAGGAGGAACUGGAUUUACUACACUGGGAAUUAUUAAGCAUAUAAAUCCCGAGAAUGUUACUAUUCUAGACCAGUCACCGCACCAGCUUGCUAAGGCAAGGCAAAAGGAAGCUUUGAAAGAGUGCACGAUCAUUGAAGGUGACGCAGAGGAAUUGCCAUUCCCCACGGAUUCUGUUGAUCGAUAUAUCUCUGCUGGAAGCAUUGAGUACUGGCCAGAUCCACAGCGUGGAAUUGUAGAGGCAUACCGUGUUCUUAGACUUGGAGGAAUAGCCUGCAUAAUUGGCCCUGUAUACCCAACCUUUUGGCUUUCUCGCUUCUUUGCUGACUUGUGGAUGCUCUUCCCAAAGGAAGAAGAAUAUAUCGAAUGGUUUAAGAAAGCUGGAUUUAAAGACGUGAAGCUGAAAAGAAUAGGUCCAAAAUGGUAUCGCGGCGUAAGACGCCAUGGACUCAUUAUGGGAUGCUCGGUGACCGGAGUUAAAAGAGAAUCUGGGGAAUCUCCUCUGAAGCUUGGACCGAAGGCUGAGGCUGUUGAGAAGUCUGUGAAUCCCUUUGCCUUUCUCUUACGUUUCAUUUUGGGCACCGUUGCGGCUACCUACUACGUCUUGGUGCCUGUUUACAUGUGGAUUAAAGAUCAGAUAGUACCGAAGGGAAAGCCAAUUUGAAGAAGAAGAAGAAGAUGAAGAUGAAGAAGAAGAUGAUGGUGAAUGAGAGAGAGGCGGGAGGAGAAUUUCCAGUAGGAGAACUAUAUUUAAUGGUGUAAACUAUUGUGUUAAGCUAGAACAGUUGGUUCUACUUGUCCUGGAGGUGUUGUUAGUUGCCAUUUGUAUUCCUAGUCUUUGGCACUCGAGAAUUUGACUUCAUUUAAUUUAAUAAUUUUUGAUGUAGCAACUAUGAAGUUACAUAUUUUUUA
Dendrobium catenatum is the source of this 1474-nucleotide messenger RNA. RefSeq names its product 2-methyl-6-phytyl-1,4-hydroquinone methyltransferase 1, chloroplastic. The record is from RefSeq and is a predicted model, not a curated record. The transcript is spliced from 4 exons. Gene Ontology annotation, molecular function: 2-methyl-6-phytyl-1,4-benzoquinone methyltransferase activity. Lineage: Eukaryota; Viridiplantae; Streptophyta; Magnoliopsida; Asparagales; Orchidaceae. Bases 231 to 1226 code for a protein of 331 amino acids. Gene Ontology annotation, biological process: methylation.